CAGCGUAAGCUGAAAACACAGGGCCCACACCGCAUUGCAGAAAUUCAGAAAGAUGUGGAGUAUCGACUGCCAUUUACUGUAAACAACUUGACAAUUAAUAUUAACAUCUUACUACCACCUCAAUUUCCCCAGGAAAAACCAGUCAUCAGUGUGUUCCCACCUGUGAGACAUCAUUUAAUGGACAAGCAGGGUAUAUAUGUGACCUGUCCACUAAUAAGUAAUUUUACAAUGCACUCAGACCUUGGGAAAAUUAUUCAAAGUAUAUUGGAUGAGUUUUGGAAGAAUCCACCAGUUCUGGCUUCUAGCUCAACAUCGUUUCCAUACCUUUAUAGCAACCCCCCUGGAAUGCCUCCAUAUGCUCCCCAGGGGUUUCCAUUCCUCCCUCCGUAUCCGCCCCAGGAGACGGGCAGAGCUCUAGCCCCGAUGUCAGUGGCCGAGUCAGUUCGUCCAGGUUACGCCGCGGAGAAACCUGCUGCUCCCUCUUACGGCUUGAUCGAAGAUCUGCCCCUGCCUGUGCCAACAGCAGAAGUUGGCCAGAAUGGAUUUGCUUACAAGAUGCCUGAUGUUCCUGAUACAUUUCCAGAACUCUCAGAACUAAGUAUAUCACAGCUGACCAGUAUGAAUGAGCAAGAGGAAGUGUUACUGGAACAGUUUGUGAAUUUGCCACAGCUGAAGCAAGUCAUUACAGACAGAGAUGAAUUAGUGACAAGUAUUGAAGAGCUGGCAAAAAAAAAUUUGUUGUUGGAGCCUAGCUUAGAGGCAAAAAGACAGACAGUGUUGGAUAAAUAUGAGCAACUCACACAGAUGAAAGCAGCCUUUGAGAAAAAGAUGCAAAGACAGCAUGAACUUAGUGAGAGUUGCAGUCCAAGUGCUCUGCAAGCCAGAUUGAAAGUAGCUGCUCAUGAAGCUGAAGAGGAAUCUGACACCAUUGCAGAAGACUUUUUGGAAGGCAAAACUGAAAUAGAUGACUUUCUCAGUAGUUUUAUGGAAAAGAGAACACUCUGCCACUGUAGAAGAGCCAAAGAGGAAAAACUUCAACAGGCAAUAGCAAUGCACAGCCAAUUUCAUGCUCCGCUAUAGAAUUCCUGCAAACUAGACGUACCAAGAGAAGAGAGAACAAACCCAAUAAAGCACACUUUAUAAUAUCUAUUAUUAGCAAAAUAAGCAUUUCAUCCAUGGUUGUAUUUCUAGAGGAGAUUGUAUACAGAACUGGGACUGUUUUUGUACAAAUUGGAAUGUCUCUUUAUAUUCUCAUUGUACUCAAGAAAUUCUUCUAUUGCAAUCUUUGCACUAAUUUCUUGUAUUUAUUGUUGAUAGUUCUUAUUAUACUUGAGUUUCUGCUGCUAUACUCCAUUCUUCAAAGAUUAAAUAUCAAAACAUGU
Messenger RNA from Tinamus guttatus (white-throated tinamou), 1382 nucleotides. The record is from RefSeq and is a predicted model, not a curated record. Lineage: Eukaryota; Metazoa; Chordata; Aves; Tinamiformes; Tinamidae.